This is a messenger RNA of Branchiostoma floridae (Florida lancelet), 676 nucleotides long. RefSeq lists its product as uncharacterized. NCBI's taxonomy places the organism in Eukaryota, Metazoa, Chordata, Leptocardii, Amphioxiformes, Branchiostomatidae. Bases 200 to 673 code for a protein of 157 amino acids. The record is from RefSeq and is a predicted model, not a curated record. The transcript has 4 exons.
UGCACAAUCGAUACCUGCUACACAUUCUCGGUCACAGAAACCGACAAGAGUGCUAAAAGCCGAACAACAGUCUUCAUCUCAUUCACAUCCAUCAGGUUUUGAAAGAAACAGCUAGUUGGAGGGACUAUGUCGCGAUGUUGGCGUUUUUGAGGCCCAAAACAUGCACAUGAGCGAUGACGCAUGACCAUCUGUGGCCAGCAUGUCCUUACAAGACCGGCGCAACAACGAGGGCUACAAGAACUGGCUACGGGUGGGGUUAGCGCUGUUAGCCACCCGGGAUGGUCUCACGAACGUCACCUUGCGAGCCGCGAAAGAACUUCAUGCAGCUCUCAAAGCCAAGCUUGGGGACAGCGUAGAGAAAUGCACCUGCAAUCCUAAGAAAAAAGAAGAAUGUAAGGAUUGUAAAUCCUGGCGACAGGAAUUGGCAACGCACUACAAAGGGAAUAAGUCUCAGAUCUACUGGACUAACUGCACCCCCAACAAGUGGAGCAAGGAACCAUGGGAGGUGGCAAAAGUGUUCAUGCCCCGAGGACAGAGUAUUGGAAACAUCGGGCCCGAGACUUCAGAUACUUCAGCGUUGUUGAACUUCCUCGUACACUGCAAGUGUUGUAACAAGUAUGUCAGCGUCAAGGCCACACAAAAGGUAGGUCAUUUCCAGUACUCCAUUCCUUAGAGA